Molecule: messenger RNA, 390 nt
Organism: Exophiala xenobiotica
Lineage: Eukaryota; Fungi; Ascomycota; Eurotiomycetes; Chaetothyriales; Herpotrichiellaceae
Exons: 1
Coding region: 1-390 (129 amino acids)
Source: RefSeq, a predicted model, not a curated record
AUGACGCUUUUCCCAAUGAACGCGUCGUCGGCGGAUUUCCGACUGAAAAAGCCAGACACUCUAGACUCAAGUCUGCCACACUCUUUUAACAUUCUUGCCGUGUCUUCCACGAUCAUACCGCAACAGCCACGACUCGCCUCUCACUUGGUUCACCCCGGCAAGAGAACGCAAUGCUGCUGCGUCGCACGCUCGGCACGCGAGCCUGAGUACCCCGAGAUGUACGGGAUUUGCUCCUACCCUCGAUCAACCCGGUCCAACCAGGGUCCUCCGAUGUUGAGACCUAUCCCCUUCAGUACCUCGGGCGUCAAUAUCAAAUACGCCAGCAAGCGAGCGCUGGGACGACGUUCCUUCCGGGCACAGCCUGACAUCAUGCUGCCCCCUUAUUCGUGA